Helobdella robusta is the source of this 1014-nucleotide messenger RNA. RefSeq lists its product as hypothetical. The record is from RefSeq and is a predicted model, not a curated record. Lineage: Eukaryota; Metazoa; Annelida; Clitellata; Rhynchobdellida; Glossiphoniidae. The transcript is spliced from 3 exons. The coding region runs from base 1 to 1014 and encodes 337 amino acids.
AUGGCCGCAUUAACAAAGUUGGAUGUGCGCAAAAAAUACAUCAAUUUCGGCAAACUGAGGGCGCCGCGGAUGAUUGUCAGCGCGUCGUGGACCGGGAGAAGAGAGACACACUUCAUAUCUGCUUUGAAAACCUUGAAAACUGAAUUGGAAACUCAAAAUUUGGAUAAAUUAGACAAUGUUUUAGAAAAAUGUUCGUUAUUUGCUAGUGUUAAUCUGGCUAAAGUUCCUAAUCUUGACAAUAUAAUUAAAGUUAAUUUCAAAAAUCUGAAAAACGAAAUUAAAGAAAUGUUGUACGCUCAACAGGUAAAAAUUGUUAAUGCAAUAGACAUGCACGGCAUUGAAAUUUCAACAUUGAACAACAAGAUAAAUUUUUUAGCGUCCAAACGAGAUAACUAUAAUUUUGCCAGUCAUUCGAGUAAUACUUCGACGGCAAUAUUUCCGGAAAAAAACAACAUCGUAACUAUGCCUAAUCCAGCUAAUUCAGCUACACUCUGGUCAGAUGUAGUUCAAUCUCCAUUAGAAGACAACCCUUUGCCAUUCAGUAUUGUUGCUCGUAACAAAAAAAGACCAAGACUUAACAAUUCACCUGAAACCAAUCAACCUAAUCCUGCAAUAACUAGCAACAAAUUGGAAUCAUCAAAAUUACCAACUAAAAUAGUUGGCGCUAAAAAAAACGAUAAUAAUAAACUCAGUGCUGAUAAAAAAUUGAUCAAAAAAUCUGUAUUUGCCAUGAGCAACAUCAAAAAAUGCAGCAGAAGUAAUGUGAUUGACUACCUAUCAGAGGUGGGUAUUCAGGUAAUUUCGUGCUAUCCAGUGCAGAAGCGCUCUCUGGCUCCGUCAGGUACUCUGCCUCGUAAUGAAGACGAAGACUCAACAAUGUUCAGAGUAUGCAUCAACGCCAGUGAUACUUCUAAAAUUCAAGAUCCUGACAAUUUGCCAGAAAACGUAAUCAUCCGUGAAUGGCGGUUCCUCAACAGUAAAUCUGGCCAAACUACAUCAACUAACAAUGGCUAA